Molecule: messenger RNA, 975 nt
Organism: Ochotona princeps (American pika)
Lineage: Eukaryota; Metazoa; Chordata; Mammalia; Lagomorpha; Ochotonidae
Product: olfactory receptor 2C3
Exons: 1
Coding region: 1-975 (324 amino acids)
Biological process (GO): G protein-coupled receptor signaling pathway
Cellular component (GO): membrane
Molecular function (GO): olfactory receptor activity; G protein-coupled receptor activity
Source: RefSeq, a predicted model, not a curated record
AUGACCAUGCAAGGGGCCAACACAAGCUCACCCGCCAUCUUUGUGCUCCUGGGCUUCUCGGCACGGCCCUGGCUGGAGCCCGUGCUCUUUGCAGUUGUCUUGGGGUUCUACGUUGUGUCUCUCCUGGGCAAUGGCCUCAUUGUCCUGGUCUCAUGCAUGGACGUGCACUUGCACACACCCAUGUACUUCUUUCUGACCAACCUCUCCCUCCUGGACCUCGGUUUCACCACAAGCAUCGUCCCACAGCUCCUGGCCAACCUUUGGGGCCCCCAAAAGACCAUCAGCUACGCGGGCUGCGUGGUCCAGUUCUACCUCUCCCACUGGCUGGGGGCCACCGAGUGUGUCCUGCUGGCCGCCAUGUCUUACGACCGCUACGCCGCCAUCUGCCGGCCCCUGCACUACACAGUCAUCAUGCGCCCUCGGCUGUGCCUCAGCCUGGCCCUGGCCUCGUGGCUCGGGGGUCUGAGCACCAGCCUGGUGGGCUCCACACUCACUCUGCUGCUGCCGCUGUGUGGCCGCAACCGCAUCGACCACUUCUUCUGUGAGAUGCCCCUCAUCAUGAGGCUGGCCUGCGUGGACACCAGCCCCAAUGAGCUGGAGAUGUACCUGGCCAGCUUCCUAUUUGUGGUCCUGCCUCUGGGCCUCAUCCUGGUCUCCUACGGCCACAUCGCUGGGGCUGUGGCCAGGAUGAGAUCGGCUGAGGGGCAGAGGAAGGCGCUGGGCACCUGCUCCUCCCACUUGACGGUUGUCACCCUGUUCUAUGGGGCCAUCAUUUUCAUGUACCUGCAGCCAGCACAGAGCAGCUCUCACGAGCAGGGCAAGUUCGUGGCCCUGUUCUACACGGUGGCCACGCCUGCACUCAACCCGCUCAUCUACACCCUGCGGAACAAGGAUGUGAAGAAGGCCCUCAGGCAGCUGGUGCUGGAAGACAGCUGUGGUGUGGGAGGAAGACGAGGGGCCAGGGCUGCGCUAUAG